Arabidopsis thaliana (thale cress) is the source of this 2855-nucleotide messenger RNA. Its product is annotated as Tetratricopeptide repeat (TPR)-like superfamily protein. Bases 381 to 2561 code for a protein of 726 amino acids. Lineage: Eukaryota; Viridiplantae; Streptophyta; Magnoliopsida; Brassicales; Brassicaceae. Gene Ontology annotation, cellular component: nucleus; cytoplasm. The transcript is spliced from 12 exons. Gene Ontology annotation, biological process: mitotic sister chromatid cohesion. The record is from RefSeq and is marked reviewed.
GAAAGAGAGUGAUUUUUUCGAUCGCCGAGAGAUGAAAGGUCAGUGCUUUGUCGUCUUCUACCGUCUCCGGACCAAAGAGCUCAAGUCACGCAGCUAACAAAGUACAGAUUUUUCCCUUGUUUCGAUUGCAAAAGCGCAUAAGCUUCGUACUUGCCAAAUCUGAAGUCAAACCAAAUACACUGGUCAAACAAAAAGUCGACGAGCCCCAGAUUCCGAUAGCAAAACCAGUCGGACCCAGGAUUUCGAUGAGCCACACUGGUUAGCUUCCGACCCAAUUCACGUCCUAGGUCACCGAGAACGUGACUUCUUUGCAUGUUUUGGUUUUGUUGAGUCGGAUGAGUUUUAUUUUUGGCUUCUCUCUCGACCAGUAGCAGAAAGCUAUGGAAGGUGCUGCUGUGGCGGAAGGGCUGUGGGGAUUAGCGGAUCACCACCAGAAGCUUGGUGAGAUCGGAAAAACCAUAAAGUGCUUGGAAGCCAUCUGCCAGAGUCAAAUCUCUUUCCUUCCUCUUGUUGAAGUCAAGUCUCGCCUCCGUUUGGCUGCUCUUUUACUCCGUUACUCUCACAAUGUCAACCAUGCCAAGUCCCAUCUCGAGCGCUCUCUUCUUCUCCUUAAGUCUAUUCCUUCCUCCUACGAUCUCAAAUUUCAGAAUUAUAGCUUGCUCAGCCACUGUUAUCACCUCCUUGCUUCAUUCCCUCCUCAACGCAACCUUCUUGUCAAGGCUCUCGAACUCGCAUCUUCUGUCCCUCAGGAUAUUUCUGCGUACCUCUGGUCUUGCAAUUUCAACUCUCAACUCGCUAACACGUUCAUUAUCCAAGCCGAUUUUCCUUCUUCUCUCUCCGCUCUCGAGUCUGGUUUUCUCUCUGCUUCACACAUAUGUUUUCCUGAGCUCCAGAUGUUCUUCACAGCUUCAAUGCUUCACGUUCAUAUCAUGCAAUGGACUGAUGAUUAUUCAGUGGAAAAAGCUGUCCAGCGAUGCGAUGAGAUCUGGCAGACCAUUUCUUCAGACAAGACUGAUCGCUGCCCCGGUUUGUUCUUCUACAAUGAGAUGUUGCAUGUUUUCUAUCGCCUCAGGCUCUGCGAUUAUAAGAACGCUCAGCAUCAUGUCGACCGCUUGGACCAGGCAAUGAAUGCUCAUUCGCAUAAAAUGCAGGAGAUUCAGCAACUUCUGGAUGAGCUCAGUUCGUUAAAUCUUAGUCUCUCCCGUUACGACCUUCCCUCCAGAGAAAGAUCGGCCCUCUCAGCAAGACAAUCUCAGCUUCAAGAUCGUGUAAACGCAUUAUCUCCAUCUUCUAGCACUGUUAACUCUCUGGAGCCCGCAUACUUUGGCAACAUAGAUCGUGGAUGGACAGAGAAGCUACUGCUUUCACCAUCUCCAAUUGAUGGAGAAUGGCUACCAAAAAGUGCCAUCGAUGCUUUGGUCCAUCUUAUGGUUGUCAUAUCGGGACGUCCAAAGGGACUCUUUAAAGAGUGUUCAAAACGUAUCGAGUCUGGACUGCAGAUCAUUCAAGAUGAACUGAUCAAGCUUGGAAUUACUGACGAAGUUAGAGAGGCUGAUUUGCGGCACACAGCUAUCUGGAUGUCUAGGGUUUUUCUUAUGCUACAGAUGCAGUUUCUUGAGAAUAGAGUGGCUUUGGAACUUACAAGGUCUGAUUAUGUCGAAGCUGAAGAGGCUUUGGUUGAUAUGAAAAAUUGGUUUACACGAUUUCCAACGAUUUUACAAGCUUCUGAGUGUAUGAUUGAGAUGCUCAGGGGGCAAUAUUCUCAUUCUGUUGGUUGCUACAGCGAAGCUGCUUUCCAUUGUAUUGAAGCGACCAAGUUGACAGAGAGUAUUUCAAUGCAAGCUUCGUGUCAAGCUUUUGCAGCUGUUUCUUACCUUACUAUUGGAGAUGCUGAAUCAUCAUCUAAGGCACUUGAUUUAAUUGGACCACUCAAUGGAAUGACGAAUUCACUAUCUGGUGUUCGAGAGGAAGCUAGUAUUCUCUUUGCUUACGGUCUUCUCUUGAUGAAGCAACGAGAUCUACAGGAAGCAAGAAACCGUCUUGCCAAGGGUUUGCAGAUCGCUCAUAAUCAUAUGGGUAACCUGCAGCUAGUUGCACAGUAUUUGACACUCCUGGGAAAUUUAGCUCUUUCCUUGCACGACACCGUACAAGCCAGGGAGAUCCUGCGUUCCUCUCUUACACUUGCAAAGAAACUUUAUGAUAUCCCAACUCAGCUAUGGGUUCUAUCCAUCUUCACAGCUCUGUAUCAGCAGUUGGGUGAGAAAGGCAACGAGAUGGAGAACGAAGAAUUCCGGAAGAAGAAAUGGGAUGAGUUGCAGAGUAGACUUGCUGAAGCGCGAGGAUCAAUUCAUCACAUUGAACUGGUUGCGAAAGCUAGGAUAGAAUUGUAUCAGAUCGACAACAAUCCACAAGAACAGUCACUAGUAGCAUCUGCGCAAUCAAUGCAAGGGAAUCUGGAUAUUCCAGAGUCUGUUGGUAUAGAAGGUCCAUCACCUGCUCCAUCAUCUUCAAGGCUCGUUGGUUUAGACACCGGAAAAAGAUGGGGAAAACGAAGGAUGUAACUUUUAAAGACAGAGAGUACCUACGAUUUUUGUAUUAAGUGUGAGUUGUGUAGAUGUGUUGAUUAAAAUGUAACUGUUGUAGUUGUAGGACCUUCUAAGUUAGUCAGUGGUUAAAUUGUAUAAUAUAUAUGGAACAUUACUACGCAGCAGCUAAAUGCUUUUUAUUUAGCGCAAGGACAACACCGUUUUCUUUGUCUUUACUAGCUUCCUCACUCUGGUGUGGUCUACAAGUGUGACUUAGCCAACGGAUAUAGUACAGUGCCAAAGCUGCAACUACCAUUAGCAGAAUAGAGA